This is a messenger RNA of Entamoeba invadens IP1, 3165 nucleotides long. Its product is annotated as isoleucyl-tRNA synthetase, cytoplasmic, putative. The record is from RefSeq and is a predicted model, not a curated record. Gene Ontology annotation, molecular function: ATP binding; tRNA binding; isoleucine-tRNA ligase activity. Bases 1 to 3165 code for a protein of 1054 amino acids. The transcript has a single exon. Gene Ontology annotation, biological process: isoleucyl-tRNA aminoacylation. NCBI's taxonomy places the organism in Eukaryota, Evosea, Mastigamoebida, Endamoebidae.
AUGAACACCAUGGAGCUUCCGGAUCACAUCAACUUCCCCAAGAUGGAGGAAGAGAUAAUGAAGUACUGGGAUGACAUCAAAGUGUUUGAUCAGUGCAACGAACUGACAAAAGACCGCCCCAAAUUCACUUUUUAUGAUGGGCCACCUUUUGCAACAGGUCUUCCACAUUAUGGCCACCUCUUAGCUGGGACUAUAAAGGAUACUGUCUGCAGAUAUGCAAUUCAGACUGGCCAUCGAGUCGACAGGAAAUUUGGAUGGGAUACCCAUGGUCUUCCCAUUGAGUUUGAGAUCGACAAGAUCUUAGGCAUUCACACCACUGACGAAGUCUUGAAAUAUGGUAUUCCAAAUUACAACAGAGAGUGCAGAAACAUUGUCAUGCGCUAUUCAGAGGAGUGGAAGAAAGUGGUCUGGAGGACUGGACGUUGGAUUGAUAUGGACCACGCCUAUAAGACUAUGGACAUCAGUUUUAUGGAAUCCGUCUGGUGGGUAUUCAAGCAAUUAUAUGAGAAACAGUUAGUUUAUAGAGGAUUGAAGGUGAUGCCAUUCUCCACUGGGUGCUGCACUCCACUCUCCAAUUUUGAAGCUGGUCUUUCUUAUAAAGAUGUCAGUGAUCCUACUGUCACUAUGACAUUCCCUGUAGUCGGAGAAGAGAACACCUCAUUCUUGGGAUGGACCACAACCCCAUGGACACUUCCAUCCAACCUUGCCUUGUGUGUUAAUGCCAAUUACGAUUACGUCAAGUUCUAUGAUGAAAAGACUAAACAUAAUUACUACAUGUUAGAGUGUCGAAUGGCGUCUCUUCCAGACGCUAAGAAAGCAAAGAGGACCAUCAUCGCAAAGAUGAAAGGAAAGGAUUUGGUCGGCAAACACUACGUCCCAUUGUUCCCUUAUUUCAAAGACUUAGAAGGGUGCUUCAGAGUCGUUUCUGAUGAUUACGUCGACAACACUUCUGGUACUGGAAUAGUCCACCAAGCUCCUGGUUUUGGUGAAGACGAUUAUCGAGUCUGUUUGGCCAACGGUGUCAUUUCAAAAGGAACAAAAUUGGUCUGCCCAAUCGAUUUCUCUGGUAACUUUACAGACGAAGUGACUGAUUACAAGGGAAGAUAUAUUAAAGACUGUGAUAAAGACAUCAUCGACAGAUUGAAGAAGGAAGGAAGAGUCUUCGACUCAAGACCAAUGGUCCACUCCUAUCCAUUCUGUUGGAGAAGUGAUACUCCUUUGAUCUACAGAGCAAUCCCCUCAUGGUUUGUCAACGUCGAGUCUUUCAAGGACAAAUUAGUUGAGAACUCCAAACAGACGUAUUGGGUCCCCGAGAACAUUCGUGAAGGGCGCUUCCAAAAUUGGUUGUCCAAUGCUCGUGACUGGGCCAUUUCCAGAAAUAGAUUCUGGGGAACUCCAAUUCCAAUUUGGACGGAUGACGCAUUCAGUGAAUUUGUCUGUGUUGGGUCCGUUCAAGAGUUAGAAGAAUUGACUGGCCAGAAGAUCACUGACUUACACAGAGAGUACGUCGAUGACUUGGUAAUAGAAAAGAAUGGGAAGAAGCUUCACAGAAUCACUGAAGUCUUUGAUUGUUGGUUUGAGUCUGGUUCGAUGCCUUAUGGCCAAGCGCACUAUCCAUUUGAAAAUGUCGAAGAGUUUAAGAAUUCGUUCCCCUGUGAUUUCAUCGCUGAAGGUAUUGAUCAGACAAGAGGUUGGUUCUAUUCCCUCUUAGUCUUAUCCACUGCUUUAUUCGACAAACCACCAUUCAAGAAUUUAAUAGUAAAUGGCUUAGUAUUAGCUUCUGAUGGAAAGAAAAUGUCCAAACGAUUGAAGAAUUAUCCAGACCCCGUCGAGAUGAUCGAUUUGUAUGGUGCUGAUGCUUUAAGACUUUCUUUGAUCAACUCUCCUGCGGUCCGAGCAGAGACUGUCAAGUUCCAAGAGAAGACUUUGAAGGAAUUGAUUUCAAGCAUAUUCCUUCCAUGGUUCAAUACUAUGAAAUAUUUGCAGCAAUCCUUCAAGCCUGGAAUGAAGAUAAUGGCAAUCGACAAAAUAGAAGGAAUCAAUGAUAUGGACAAAUGGAUUCUUUCCUCUUUAAUGUCGCUUGUGAAAAAGGUCAGAGAAGAGAUGAAGAAGUUUAGAUUGUACACUGUCGUAGCACCUUUGGUUGAUUUAUUGGUCACUUUGUCGAAUUGGUACAUCAAAUUGAAUAGAAAGAGGUUUAGAGGGGAGAGUGGAUUAACUUCGUGUUCUGUUUUAUAUCAUUGCCUUAAGAUCAUGGCUGUAUUAAUGGCUCCAUUCACACCUUUCUUCUCGGAGUUCUGUUACCAAAAGCUCCAGAACUAUCCUUUGAAUUACGAAGAAGAGAAGUUCGCUUCAGUCCACUUCUGCCAAAUCCCAGAGCCGACUGAGAAGUACCACGACGCAAAAUUGGAGGAAACAGUCGAAGCACUGAAAAAGAUCAUUGAGUUAGGAAGAGUCGCUCGUGACAAAAAGACUUUGCCAUUGAAGCAGCCAUUAAGGAAAUUGACUAUCAUUCACAGUUCAAAAGAGUUCUUGGCCGACUUAAUGAAGUUCAAGGAAUACAUUUUAGUCGAAUUGAAUGUCGAAGACGUGAUCACUACGACUGAACAAGGACAGUACAUUGCACUCUCAUUCGCUCCAGAAAAGGGUGUUAUUGGCAAGAAGUAUAGAAAGGAUGGGAAGAGGUAUUGCGACUACUUCGAGAAGUUAGGCAGAGAUGAAGUUUUGAAGUUUAUGGAGACUGGAACAAUCGAGUAUGACGGUAAGACCUUCACUGACGAAGACCUUAAAGUCCACAGACAAUUCACUGGUGAUACGACUAUUGAAGAACCAAUGUGGGAAAAGGACGUGUUAAUCUUAUUGGACAUCGUCAGAGACAAGGCUCUUAUCGAGAAAGGAAUUUGCAGAGAAGUUAACAACAGAGUCCAGAAGUUACGUAAAGACGCUGGCCUUAAAGUUCAAGACAAUGUCGUUGUCUUGUAUUCGUAUGACGACAAGAACCACGAGGCAAUUGACGAGGCUAUCAAUGAACAGAAAGAGUUCCUCAAGACUUAUGGCGUCAUUUUGAAACAGAAAGAAGACACCGACAAGCCAAUGUUCGACCAGAACGUCACUCUCAAGUGUGUCACUGAUUCCAUCCAUUUGUGGCUCGUUAAACUUAAUUAA